AUGCCUUUCACUUCGGUCCGACGUGUUGGUCCUCGUGGCAGAGUCUUGAUGUCAUGGCGGUAUUCUUCUUACUCACCCAGACGGCAGCUCGGAAGCUCUGCCUUGGUGGGUGAGGAUAUUCCCCGUGUAUCAGGCUCGCUAGAUACGGCUGUAUCCCUCUCACGCCGAAAUCGAAUUCGCAAUGCAAAGCCGUUCUCGGAGUUUUUGACCGACACAUUCAAUCGCCAACAUGACUACUUGAGGAUCUCCGUUACCGAACGAUGCAACCUCCGCUGUGUGUACUGCAUGCCCGAGGAAGGCGUUCCCCUAUCUCCCAACAGAGAGCUUCUCACGACGCCAGAGAUUGUCAUGCUGGCAACCGUUUUCGUCUCUCAGGGAGUAAACAAAAUACGUCUCACUGGCGGCGAGCCUACGGUUCGACGUGAUAUACUGUCCCUGAUGCAACAAAUCGGUGCAUUGCGGCCUGGCGGCCUGAAGGAGCUAUGCAUAACAACCAAUGGCAUAUCGCUCCAUAGAAAGCUGGACGGCAUGGUAGAGGCCGGCCUUACGGGCGUCAACCUGAGCCUCGACACCCUGGACCCGUGGCAAUUUCAGAUAAUGACUCGAAGGAAAGGCUUCGACGCAGUGCAGAAAAGUAUUGAGAGGAUACUGGAGAUGAACAAGGUGGGCGCCGGAAUUAAGCUGAAAAUCAAUUGUGUGGUAAUGCGCGGGAUUAAUGAUGGCGAGGUGCUCCCGUUUGUGGAGCUGACUCGGGAAAGGGAUCUCGAGGUACGAUUCAUUGAGUAUAUGCCAUUCGACGGGAACAAAUGGAACAGGGGCAAGAUGUUUAGCUAUACCGAGAUGUUGGAUCUCAUCAGAGGACAGUAUCCCGGUCUAGCAAAGGUCAAAGAUGCGAAAAACGACACGAGCAAGACUUGGCAUAUCCCGGGAUUUGUUGGCAGGAUUGGGUUCAUCACAAGCAUGACACACAACUUCUGUGGCACCUGCAACCGGUUGCGUAUCACGGGCGAUGGCAACUUGAAGGUGUGUCUCUUUGGCAACGCCGAGGUGUCCCUGCGAGAUAUAUUGCGCAAGUCGAACCGUGGAAAGCCCAUUGACGAGGGAGCAUAUGAAGUAUUGAAGCAAAUCGAAAUGGACCGGAAGCAAGGCCGAAUUUCCCCAGACCAGCCUCUAGGUGUGGCACCCAACGAAGCUGAGUUGCUGGAUGUCAUUGGCGUAGCAGUCAAGGGGAAGAAGGCCAAGCAUGCUGGCAUCGGGACCCUCGAGCACAUGAAGAAUCGGCCGAUGAUACUGAUAGAGCCCACUCCAGCAUCACUCCGAGACCAAAUGCCACCCAAAGUUGGCCGCCUGAUUAGUGGCACUGGGAUCCUUGGUCAGACACCGUACACUAUGCAGACCUCUCGUGUUGCUGGUUGUAGGAUGCUGUCCUCAAGUCCACAGCGCCACAAGCAGGAUACUAGCGAGGGCAAAGAGAAGGGGGCAGUCUCCCUGACGCACGUGUCGGACACUGGCUCAGCUCACAUGGUCUCGAUAUCAGAAAAGUCAGUCACGUCGCGGGUAGCCACGGCAGCAUGUACCGUCCGCUUCUCUAACAAGACGGCGGUAUCACUGGUUCGGGACAGCCAGAUGAAAAAGGGCGAUGUGCUCGGCGUGGCCCGCAUCGCCGGCAUCAUGGCAGCCAAGCGAACGCCAGACUUGAUACCGCUAUGCCAUCCAAUCGCAAUAUCGCACGUCGCGAUUGAUCUGGAACCCGGGGAAGGGGGGGACACAAUCGACAUCCGAGCAACGGUGACAUGCGAUGGCAAGACGGGAGUCGAGAUGGAGGCAAUGACGGCGGCUUCAACAGCGGCUCUAACGGUGUAUGACAUGUGCAAGGCGGUAGACAAAGGCAUGAUGAUUGACGGCGUGCGGGUCGUGUUGAAGGACGGCGGCAAGAGUGGACGAUGGGAAAUGGACACAUGA
This is a messenger RNA of Metarhizium album ARSEF 1941, 1962 nucleotides long. RefSeq names its product molybdenum cofactor biosynthesis protein 1 B. NCBI's taxonomy places the organism in Eukaryota, Fungi, Ascomycota, Sordariomycetes, Hypocreales, Clavicipitaceae. Gene Ontology annotation, biological process: Mo-molybdopterin cofactor biosynthetic process. Bases 1 to 1962 code for a protein of 653 amino acids. Gene Ontology annotation, molecular function: 4 iron, 4 sulfur cluster binding; GTP 3',8'-cyclase activity; cyclic pyranopterin monophosphate synthase activity. The record is from RefSeq and is a predicted model, not a curated record. The transcript is spliced from 2 exons.